AAAAACGAAAUGUGUCAACUAUUACUUCUCUGAAUUCUGGCUUGAUUUCCAGUAAUGGGUAUAAAUGAUUGUUUUCUAACUCGAUCAGUCUUAUUAAAAUGGAAAACAGCUCAUUUGGAAUUAGUUCUCCACUAACACUGGAGACAUUUUUUAUUCCACCUGGAGGAAAGUAUCCAAUAUUUCUGUUUGGUCUAGCCAUUUACUUAUUUGGAAUGUCAUGCAACCUGACUCUGAUAUCUUUGAUUAUUCUGAAGAAAAACCUUCACAAGCCUAUGUAUUUUAUCUUGAUUAGUCUGCCGGUGAAUGAUCUAAUCGGAAUAACUGCCAUGCUUCCAAAAAUACUUUCAAAUAUUGUUACAGAGACUCCGGAAGUUUCCUAUCCGCUCUGUGUUCUACAAGCUUUUCUUCUGCACAUGUGCGCCGGUGGAAUUUUGUUUGUUCUUGCAGCAAUGGCGUUUGAUCGUUACAUUGCCAUCUGUAUGCCAUUACGCUACAGCUCUGUCAUGACUCCAAGGAUUGUCGCUCUUAUUAUUUUCCUGGUUUGGAGUUCUGACUUUGUCUGUAUCCUGUCACUAUUUUCUCUUCAGUCAGGGCUGCCCAGGUGCAGAUCUGUAAUACUGAACGUAUUUUGUGACAACCCAUCUCUCCUGAAGCUCACGUGUGGGAACAUAAUUCUCAACAACAUAAUUGGGCUAUUUAUCACAGUUUUCAUACAAGUUCUAAGCAUGUCUAUUCAGGCCUAUUCUUACUUUAAAAUUCUGGUUGCAUGUUUGAGUAGGAAGCAAUCUGAUGCAAAGGCGAAAGCAGUGAACACAUGUGUUGCACAGGUGGUUAUUCUUGUCAUGUUUGAGAUUGCAGGAACUUUCACUGUUUUAUCGCAUAGGUUCAAAGAUAUUUCCCCUGACUUACAAAAGGUAAUGGGGAUGCUAAUGUUUAUUUUACCUCCACUUAUUAACCCUAUUGUGUAUGGCCUCUAUACCAGUGAAAUACGCAGAACCUUUCUGAGUGUCUUCAAGAGCAGAAUAUGUUUUUGAAUUUCACUCAGAUCCUGGAGUACUUUUAUUUACUAAUCUUGUAUAUGAUAAAAGUCACAAAUUUAACAAGGCAGAAAUCUAAACCUACAUUGUGUGGAAAAACAAUCAGAAACAUGAUGUGAAUGAUCCAUAAUAAAUCCAUAGUUUAUGUUUUUAUAAAUCCAUAACAGAAACACAGUGUUUUUAUUACUGUGUAUGAAAACGUUAUUUUAAUUUUACUCUUGAUUGAAGAAGGUAUUUCAUGGGAAGUGUUGUGUUUUUUGAAUCAAAAUUUCUUGUGGCAUAUUAUGUUUGUAAUUUGCAAUCCUGACAUGAUACUAUGAACAAAAGUUUAUUUUAUAGAACUGAAAACAAUGGUUACCUGUAAAAUGUUGUUGUUCUUCUAGUUACAUGUACGAGUUUUACUGGCUGUGUAAAUUAUGAGUGGUUUUGUCCACAAUUUAACAUUUAAGACCUUUGAAAUUAUUAUAUGUAAAACAUCUAAAAUGGACUACUCUUAAAUAUUAUUUUUCAAUGUUGUUUGAACCAUUUACGUUUUUCAUAUGAAAGAAAGCUGUGUGAUUUAAACAAAAGAAUGUAAAUAAACAAGAUGUCAAAUAUGAUGAUGCUACUGUUAAU
Messenger RNA from Xiphophorus hellerii (green swordtail), 1652 nucleotides. Its product is annotated as olfactory receptor 52J3-like. Gene Ontology annotation, cellular component: membrane. The record is from RefSeq and is a predicted model, not a curated record. NCBI's taxonomy places the organism in Eukaryota, Metazoa, Chordata, Actinopteri, Cyprinodontiformes, Poeciliidae. Gene Ontology annotation, molecular function: G protein-coupled receptor activity; olfactory receptor activity; odorant binding. The coding region runs from base 99 to 1034 and encodes 311 amino acids. Gene Ontology annotation, biological process: G protein-coupled receptor signaling pathway; detection of chemical stimulus involved in sensory perception of smell. The transcript has a single exon.